AUGGCGAGGUUCAGCUGGGGAUAUGGUGAGCACAAUGGUCCUAUUCAUUGGAAUGAAUUUUUCCCUGUUGCUGAUGGAGAUCAACAAUCUCCAAUUGAGAUUAAAACCAAAGAAGUGAAGUAUGAUUCUUCCCUCCGACCUCUUAGUAUCAAGUAUGACACAAGCUCAGCUAAAAUCAUCAGUAAUAGUGGCCAUUCCUUCAAUGUUGACUUUGAUGACACAGAGGACAAAUCAGUUCUGCGUGGGGGUCCUCUCACCGGAAGCUACAGGUUACGACAGUUUCACCUUCACUGGGGGUCCACCGAUGAUCACGGCUCUGAACACGUGGUGGACGGCGUGAGAUAUGCCGCAGAGCUCCACGUUGUUCACUGGAAUUCAGACAAAUACCCCAGCUUUGUUGAGGCAGCUCAUGAGCCAGAUGGACUAGCUGUCUUGGGCGUAUUUUUACAGAUUGGUGAGCAUAAUCCCCAACUUCAAAAGAUUACUGAUAUUUUGGAUUCCAUUAAAGAAAAGGGUAAACAAACUCGAUUCACAAAUUUUGACCCAUUAUCUCUGCUUCCUCCACGCUGGGAUUAUUGGACAUAUCCUGGUUCCCUUACAGUCCCACCUCUUCUAGAGAGCGUCACAUGGAUCGUUUUAAAACAACCUAUAAACAUCAGCUCUCAACAGCUGGCCACAUUCCGCACCCUCUUGUGUACAGGGGAGGGCAAAGCAGCGGCUUUUCUGUUGAGCAAUCAUCGUCCACCACAGCCUCUGAAGGGCCGAAAAGUGAGAGCCUCUUUCCAUUAAAAGUUGUCACCAACAGACCACCCCAAACGUGUCUGUGGAGAGAAAACAAAACAAAACAAAACAAACACAAAAACCCCUACUAACAGUUCUUUCCUAGAAUUCUAAUUUAUGGGGUGCCAUUUUGCUGUCAGCUUCAG
Molecule: messenger RNA, 926 nt
Organism: Lipotes vexillifer (Yangtze River dolphin)
Lineage: Eukaryota; Metazoa; Chordata; Mammalia; Artiodactyla; Lipotidae
Gene: CA13
Product: carbonic anhydrase 13
Exons: 7
Coding region: 1-789 (262 amino acids)
Cellular component (GO): cytoplasm; cytosol
Molecular function (GO): carbonate dehydratase activity; zinc ion binding
Source: RefSeq, a predicted model, not a curated record